Molecule: messenger RNA, 3056 nt
Organism: Cercospora beticola
Lineage: Eukaryota; Fungi; Ascomycota; Dothideomycetes; Mycosphaerellales; Mycosphaerellaceae
Biological process (GO): mRNA processing; primary miRNA processing
Cellular component (GO): nuclear body
Source: RefSeq, a predicted model, not a curated record
UCCUCCGCCGCCUACCUCUCCUCCGGCCACAGCACCACCGCUCAUCGGUUGCUGCCGCCGCUCCAUUCUUGCCAAUCAUUUCCCGCCCCCGACCGCUCCCGCGACUCUCCUCGAUUCCAACAAGACCCACGAUUGCAGUACAUCGACUUACGCGGCCCGUGGAUCGCGUCGCGUGCGCUCCCAAGGGAUAGAAUUGGUAUCUGAUGGCGGAAGCUUAAAAUCAACAUGGAAGACGAGUAUUAUGGCAAUGGCAGGACGCCUGUCCGAGAAUCACCACCCCCAGCCUCCAGAGAGUAUCGCUCAGCCAACGAGCCCUACCGAGAGAGGCGCCGCUCCCCAGACCGUCGGCGUGAUCGACGUCGCUCGCGCUCGCCUGCAGCGAUAGACCGCUAUCAACCGGAUCGCCAACGCGAUGACUACUCCUACAGCUCUCGUGGCCGAGAUGAGCCACAUCAUCAACGACGUCGUUCAUCUCCUCAGGCCAUCGAUCGAUACGUACCAGGCGAACGACCAGAGCACGCGCCCGUCCUCGUCAACCCAUUGCCCGACCCGAUGAAGCUGGAUUUCCAGGUCGGCUUUACGUGGUUCGCGGAAUGGUGGCGUACCGAACAGCGCAUCAAGGAGGAGAAGGAGCGGGCGAAGACAGGGCGUCCUCCGCCACGGUUACGCGGCGAGCGCGAGACGAGGGAGGAUCGCGACGCCGAGCGGCCCAAGAUACAAGCUGCGUAUGACCAGUACAAGGAGAACCUGCAGCGCGCACAAGCUCAGGCCUUCGUGCGCCUUCACAAAGCGGAAGAUUGGUUUCGAGAGCGCUACGUUCCUGAAGUCCGCGAUCCAUUCCGGCAGAAGCUUAUGGAUUACCGCAAAGGGCUGUUCGCGCAGUGGGAGCACGACCUGACCACUGGCGUGUUUGACGAGUUCACAUUGGAGGGCAUCUACAAGUCGGAAUCCAACGGUCUGGGUGGCAUCAUGGAGCGUGAAGAGGGAGAGACUAGUGCGGCGGCCGAAGUGCUGGGUGUUGGUGACUUGCUUCCAUCGAAGGGAGGUGACUUGCGUGAUCCCGCAUCAAUGCAGCCGACCCUGCUCAUCAAGACAAUUGCUCCGACUGUCACGCGUGACAAGUUUGAGACCUUUGCCAAAGAACAUCUCGGGGAAGGAGCAUGUGGCUUCAAGCAUCUAUCCCUCUCCGAUCCGAACCCACUCAAGAAGUGCCACAGGAUGGGUUGGAUCAUGUUGAACCCGGCUCCAGAGGAAGAUGAGAAUGGAACUGAGGCAGAAGCGCCGCAAGCGGAAGCCGCACCUACCGAGGGCGAGGAGGGUGAAGCUGCGAGCACUGAGGCUACAAAUGCUCCGAAGACGCCCAGCGAGAAAGCUCUGGAAAAGAUCAAUGGCAAAACCAUAGAGGACCCGGAGCGUGGCAACUUCACCGUACACUGUGGUGUCCACCGUCCACCGGAUGCUCCGCGGAAGAAGGCACUGUGGGACUUGUUCUCCGCAUCCGAGCGCAUUGCACGAGAUCUCGAGCUAGCCACACGUCUCGUUCGCAAGCUUGACAAUGAGCUUGGUGAUGAGAUCUUUGGCGUUGCUAAGAUUGAGGAGCGAGUUCAUGAACUGUCAGAGCGUGGUGUGCUGAAGCCUGAAGUGCAAUCCAAACCUCCAAAAGAUUCCGACGCCAUGGACGCGGAGAUGGAGGAGGGCGAAGAAGAUGACGAGGGUGUGAUCGAUGAAGACGAAUCAGACGACGAGGAGCUGCUUGUAAAGAAGAAGAAAUUGGAUCUUCUGGUCGAGUACCUACGCCGGGUCUACAACUUCUGCUUCUUCUGCGUAUUCGAGUCCGACUCAGUGCACGAGCUGCAGCGCAAAUGUCCUGGUGGUCAUUUACGAAGACCAAGGGCAAGCUUGACCUCGGCCGCGAAAGAGACUGCGCGUGCCAGUGCAUCUGGCGAAGCCUUUCCACUUCGUAAGAAGGCCGGUGGCAAAGGAGAAGGAGACGAUGAGCAAGACAUGGAUAUAAAGGAAGAAAGCCCCGUGGAGGAGAGGAAGGGGGUCAUGAAGCCGAACAUGAAGACGACGCAGCAACUACAACGCGCCUACAACUGGGUGAAGACUUUCGAGGAGAAGAUCCUGCAGAUUCUUGAGCCCGACAACGUCAACAUACGCAAGCUUGGAGGCACACCUGUGGAAGAGGGCGUCGAAAAGGAGCUGGCCAAGUUCGUCCUUCAAGAAGAUGUGAACAAGUUCCGCUGCAAGGUACCGGAAUGUACCAAACUGUUCAAAGGCGUAGAGUUCUGGCGCAAGCACGUUGAAAAACGUCACGCUGAUUUCCAUGAACGCGUUCGCAACGAAGUCGAACUCGUCAACACAUACGUGGUCGAUCCGGCACACAUCGCGCCUAGUAGAAGCGAUGCAAACUCCAACGGGCACUUCCCACUCAACAACAAUGCUCCAACCGGCACGCCGCGAGGUUUCCAGCUGAAUCAGCAAUACCCAAUGGGAUUCCCAAUGGCCGCUGGUGCCGCCGGCAUGCCGGCCAUGUUUGGACAAGCGAUGGGUGUGCCAGGUGUCUGGGCACCCGGGGCUGCAGGCGUUGGGCCGAUGCGCACCAACAAUCGCGCUUUCAUGCAAAACGGCGGAUAUCGCAUGCCCGGACCAUAUGCUCGCAAUGGCAGAGGCCGUGGUCCGUCCAUGAGCAAUGGUCGUCCGAUGGGCAUGAUGGAAGGCGGUGCCGCUACCAUGGGCCCGAAUGAAGCUGUCGUUGGCCGCAGUCUUCGCAGCUACGAAGACUUGGAUGCAGACAAGGGUGAAGGCACGGGUGAACUCAAUUAUUAAGGACACUAUACGCAUGAUCUGGGUGGAAUACAUGGCGCAAAGGAGGCGGGAAAGUAGAAAGCAGACAUCAGAUCAGUCCCCAGUGUAGGUAGUACUAGAGGAACAAAAGAGCGCUCAAACAACCUUGGAAGACAAGACGACGCGCACGUGACUGCUUAGUCAGAUCAUUCCGGGGUGAGACUGGAAGCCAGCACCUUUUGACACCAUUUCAAUCAUCUCUGCCAACA